CCGGAAAGGAGGCGGUGGCAGCGCGCCGGGGGCGGGGCUGGGGCAGCGCGAGGACGGCGCGGGCGCGGCUGAGGUGAAGAGUGAGAAAAAUGACACGAACGUGGAGCUUCAGCAGAAAAAUGACCUUGGAUUCCCCUUAAGUGACAUGUCCUCUUAUGCCCUUUUUCUCAGUGUCUGGAGGCAGAAGUCAGCCUUGAAAUGUGGUGGUUCCAGCAAGGCCUCUCGUUCCUGCCCGCGGCACUGGUUGUGUGGUCAGCAGCGUCGUUUGUGUUUUCCUACAUUACUGCAAUUGUCCUGCACCAUGUUGACCCUUUGGUGCCCUACAUCAGUGAUACAGGGACAAUACCACCUGAAAGAUGCUUAUUUGGGAUCAUGUUAAAUGUUUCAACCUUCUUGGGGAUGGCCACCAUGUACGUCCGGUACAAACAAGUGUCUGCCCUGAGCCCAGAAAAACCCAAGAUCCUCAGGCUGAAUAAGCUGGGCCUUACACUGGGAUGGAUGAGCUGCUUUGGACUCUGCAUUAUUGCAAAUUUCCAGAAAUGCAUCCUGUACUACGUCCACGUGCUGGGAGCCUGCCUGACCUUCGGGGUGGGGUCCAUUUACAUGAUGGUUCAGACCAUCCUGUCCUACCUGAUGCAGCCAGAACUUCACAGCAAAGACAUCUUCUGGGCCCGCCUGGCCGUGUUCCUGUGGAGCUGUUCCAGCAUCUUGAGCAUGUUUGUGUCCUCAGUUGUGUUGUACAGUGGCUUGUAUGGACAGAACCUGGUGCAGAAGCUGCACUGGGACCCCCAGGAAAGAGGCUACAUCCCCCACAUCAUCAGCACCGUCUCUGAGUGGUCACUGGCAUUCUCCUUCCUCAGCUUCUUCCUCACCUACAUCCGUGACUUCCAGAAAAUCUCCCUGCGAGCCGUGGUCAGCCUGCAGGGCCAGACCCUGCAUGAGAGCCCAGGGGGCUUCAGGGCAGAAGAGCAGGCACUGCUCAUAGCAGGGAGCAUCUGAUGGAUGGAGAUAACUCAGGAAUUUAAUAGCAAUAACAGCUGUUAUUUCUAAACAUUUAUUUUAUAUAAAAAAAUGUAUGAAGUGAUUGUCUUGUACUUGACAUCAAGGGCUUUGCACAGCUUUGCAAAUGUUACCAGUACUGUGAAUGAGUCUGUGACAUUUCUACAUUUUCCAAUGUCAUGAAGGAUUAAAUGAAGGUUGUUAAUGA
This is a messenger RNA of Serinus canaria (Common canary), 1207 nucleotides long. RefSeq names its product DNA damage regulated autophagy modulator 2 (gene DRAM2). Gene Ontology annotation, biological process: regulation of autophagy; photoreceptor cell maintenance. Lineage: Eukaryota; Metazoa; Chordata; Aves; Passeriformes; Fringillidae. Gene Ontology annotation, cellular component: lysosome. The record is from RefSeq and is a predicted model, not a curated record. The coding region runs from base 199 to 999 and encodes 266 amino acids. The transcript has 9 exons.